AUGCCUAGAGGUCAGAAGAGUAAGCUCCGUGCCCGUGAGAAACGCCGCCAGGCCCGUGGUGAGACCCAGGCUCUGAAGGAUGCUCAGGCUACUGCAGCAGCAGCAGGAGAGUCCCCCUCCGCCGCCUGUCCUCCCUCUGGGGGUAGACCUGCUGCUGCGACUCCUAGCCAUCCUCAGGGAACCGCAUCUUCCACCAGUGCUGAUGCAGCUCUUUCAUGCACCAAUUCAGAUGAAGAUGCCAGAAGCCAAGAUGAGGGAAGCCCCAGAUUGUCUGAUGGCACUCAGGUCUCAUGCAGAGACCCAUUAAACAAGAAGGUAGUUUUGUUGGUGCACUUCCUGCUGGAGAAGUAUCAAAAGAGAGAGCCAGUUACGAAGGCAGACAUGCUGAAGCUUGUCCUCAAAAAGUACAAGUAUCAUUUCAAUGAGAUCCUCAAGAGAGCUUCUGAGCACAUGGAGCUGGCCUUUGGGAUUGAUUUGAAGGAAGUGGAUCCCAUCCGGCAUUGCUACACCCUCAUCAGCAAACUUGACCUCACCGUCGAUGGCACGAUGCAUGAAGAAGAGAACAUGCCCAAGACCGGCAUCCUGAUGAUUGUGCUGGGUGUGAUCUUCAUUAGAGGCAACUGCGCCCCUGAGGAGCAAGUCUGGGAAGUCCUGAAUAUGAUGGGCGUCUAUGCUGAAAGGAAGCACUUAAUCUAUGGGGAGCCCAGGAAGAUCGUCACCCAAGAUUUGGUGCAGCUCAAGUACCUGGAGUACCGCCAGGUGGCCAACAGUGAUCCUCCACGCUACGAGUUCCUGUGGGGCCCGCGAGCCUAUGCCGAGACCAGCAAGAUGAGAGUCCUGGAGUUCUUAGCCAAGAUUCAUGAUACCGUCCCCAGUGCCUUCCCGUUGUGGUACGAAGAGGCUUUGAAAGAUGAGGAAGAGCGAGCCCGAGCCCGAGCCGCAGCCAGGGCUCAGACCGCUGCCAUGGCCAGGGCACGCUCCAGGGCCUUGACCAGCAGCUUCUCCCACCCUAAGUGA
Molecule: messenger RNA, 1017 nt
Organism: Odobenus rosmarus divergens (Pacific walrus)
Lineage: Eukaryota; Metazoa; Chordata; Mammalia; Carnivora; Odobenidae
Product: melanoma-associated antigen B18-like
Exons: 1
Coding region: 1-1017 (338 amino acids)
Biological process (GO): negative regulation of transcription by RNA polymerase II
Cellular component (GO): nucleus
Source: RefSeq, a predicted model, not a curated record